UAAACUCAGUUAGUACUUACUCAAUGUUAUGAGAACUAUAAAGUUGAACAUAUGUGGAUAAAUUAAUCCUUACAUAUUAAAAUGGAUUCUUUAUUGCGAAAAGAACUACCAGAAAUUGUCAGCAGUGGUGCGUUUGGAAAAAAUCUUGAAUAUGUUUCUUUUGAAUUAAACAAAGAUCAAGUUGGACAGGCUCAGUACAUGUCAACAGUAUUAUUUGGUACAGUUACCACAUCCGACGAAUCAAAAUAUCAUGUUGUGGUCAAGUUAAAACUUCGAGAUGAAGAAAUGAGAAAAAAGAGUAAAAUCGACUUCCAAUUCCACAACGAAAUUGCAAUGUAUGAAAGAGUUAUACCAUUUUUAUUUCAAUGCCAUCGUUCUAUAUCAGGUAUCGGGGACUGUCCCACAUUACCUCGAUAUUUUUACGGUCGUAAUAAAUGUGGCGAGUUUAUUGAAAAAGAUUUAGUAAUAUUGGAGGAUGCCCAUCCACUAGGAUUCAAAUUGUGCGAAGAUCGUCUGUUCAUGGACUAUGAUCACUUAAUAAUUGGGUUACAAGCGUUAGCGAAGUUCCACGGGUUGUCAUACAUAGCGAAAAACAAAGACCACGGCCGCUUAAAAAAAAUUGUUAUGGACAUUCGUGACACAACGUUUGGGGAGGAUGGAAAGUGGAAAUUUAAGAACAACGCAUUAAUUAGAUUUAGUAAGCGAGGAGUCGAUCGGCUGCUUGAACGUAGCGGUGACCUUUAUCGGGAAAACGAGCACUUACGACGAUUUAACGAGCUCAUCAUCGACGGAGACAACUCAAUGAGAAGUACGGUCGUUCCGCGAGAACCAUUUUCGGUCGUGUGCCAUGGGGACUUCAAUCGAAAUAAUAUUCUGUUCCGGUACGACAAAACGGGACUUCCGGUCGACGUGUUGCUGUUUGAUUUUGGAACGCCUCGUUACGGUUCGCCAGCGUUGGAUAUUUCGUUUUUCUUGUACAUGAAUACUACUCAAAAUUUGCGUGAAAGUAGGUGGGAUGACUUACUUAACGCGUACUGCUUGACUUUGGAGGAAUUCGUACCACCUGGUGUCCGCGUGCCAAACAGGGCUGAACUAGAUUUCGAAAUGGCUGCUUGUACUUUAUUUGGAUUCGCAAACGCAUCGUUUUUUGUACCUCAUCAAUUCGACUCUGRUGCCAUAUUUAAAGAGGGAAUGAGCGAUGAAGAAAUAUUGGAGUGGUUAUUACAACUGGGYGGUGACAMUGGAACAGAUCUCGUGGCUGAUAUGGUACAACACAUAAUCGACAUGAAAUACACGAAUGUGUUACGUAGUUAACGGGUUUUUUAAAAAUUAUUAUUGGUACUGAUCUACAUAAUGUAAUAAAUUUUAUGUUGCUUGAAUGUAUUGAUCAAAAUUUUAUAUGCGUCAUACGUAUUUAUAAUACUACUACUAAUAAUAUAUGUAUAUAUACUCGUAUUAUAUGUAUUAUACUGAAUACUAUGUUUAGUGCCUUGAGUACCUCUUUGUAUUAUUAUUUCAAUGUUAGGUUUAUAGUGGAUUACCGAUUAGUUAUGACUUUAUGAGAUAACAAUAUAAUAUAGUGGAUUAAACCACAUAUGUAUACAU
This is a messenger RNA of Diuraphis noxia (Russian wheat aphid), 1605 nucleotides long. RefSeq lists its product as uncharacterized. The record is from RefSeq and is a predicted model, not a curated record. Lineage: Eukaryota; Metazoa; Arthropoda; Insecta; Hemiptera; Aphididae.